Messenger RNA from Rhipicephalus sanguineus (brown dog tick), 4489 nucleotides. RefSeq lists its product as uncharacterized. Lineage: Eukaryota; Metazoa; Arthropoda; Arachnida; Ixodida; Ixodidae. Gene Ontology annotation, molecular function: sequence-specific DNA binding. The coding region runs from base 208 to 2415 and encodes 735 amino acids. The transcript is spliced from 15 exons. The record is from RefSeq and is a predicted model, not a curated record.
GGCUCUGUAGCUUUCCCUUCAUUGCCACAGAAAGUUGUCCCCGAGUGUAGUAACGUUGGCCACAGCGUACUAACGGUACUAACUCUAUGCCACAGCUGGUGUGACGUCAUGCAGUCAUAGGUUUUACGUUAGCACUGUCGCUUGGCAACCGCGUAUGAGCUCCUUUAAGCGUAGUCGCGCUCGGCCGUGUUUAGGCAGUCUGUAGUCAUGGCUCGGCCGAAAAAGGUGCGCACGGCCGAGGAAGAAGCCGCAUACCUUGAGGCUCGGCGUGCCGCGAAUCGAGAGCGAGAUCGAAUUCGACGGUUAGAUCCAGCUUAUCUUGCCAUGAAAGCUGCUGCUUCAAAACGACGGCGACGCGAGGAUCCGGUGUAUGCCCAGCGAGAACGGGUGAGGGCCGCGGCAAGACAACGAGCCAAGCGUAGUCUACCCGGCGUGGCGAGAGCCGAGAACGAACGACGGAAGAAGGCCCGCGCUUCUACCAGGGGUGCCACAGCCAGGUUUGCACGACGGAGUGUCCAAAAGAGUACAUGGCAGCAGCGCACAGAAAAACUGGAUGAUGAUGAGGAAGAAAGCAGUGCAGCAGCCUUGGGAACUCAAGACAGUGCCCGAAAGAGUACACGGCAGCAGCAUAAAGAAAAACUGCAAGAUUGUGAGGAGGAUAACAACACUGCAUCCAUGGGAACUCAAGACAGUGCCCGAAAGAGUACUCAGCAGCAGUGUAAAGAAAAACUGCGAGAUCAUGAGGAGGAAAAUGCCACAGCAGCCAUGGAAACUCAAGACAGUGCCCAAAAGAGUACUCGGCAGCAGCUUAAAGAAAAACUGCAAGAGUGUGCAGAGGAAAACACCACAGCAGCCAUAGGAACUCAAGACAGUGUCCCAAAUGAACAGCAGCACAAUGUCACUGCCAAAUCUCGAACGUGUAGGAGACUAGUUAUUUCCUUCUGCAGCAAGCAUCGUCCAAAAGUGCACAUUGGUGUUGGAACAACACCUUACUGUCUGGUCAACAGUAGCACACAAGCCACAUGGAUACGGAAAGAUCAACACACCAACUGCUUUUUUAUAAAGCGUUCCAUUGGCACACAGGCGGCGCCUGGAUAUUGCAAUUUGGCGACAAAUGGGGGUCUUCCUUUCAUUGAGGAGAAUGUGACUGUUACACCAAAGAGCUGUUUGUCCUCAAAUUGGAGCUCUUCACCAGUUAACACCCUCGUCAUGCCUGGCAUUAGCCCACAAAUGAUGUUGACAGAAGUGGUGCCUAAAGGGGUUCUUGCCAUCACUGAGAAAAAUAUUGCCGCUAGAGCAAGUGGACCUUCAUCCUUCAUUACCAGGACUUCACCAGCAAGCAUUUGCACCAUGCCUGGCAUUAGGCCACAAAUGAUGGUGACAGAAGUGCUGCCAAAAGAGGGUCCUGCCAUCACUGAGAACAAUAUUGCUGCUAGAGCAAGUGGACCUUCAUCCUUCAUUACCAGGACUUCACCAGCAAGCAUUUGCACCAUGCCUGGCAUUAGGCCACAAAUGAUGGUUACAGAAGUGCUGCCAAAAGAGGGUCCUACCAUCACUGAGAACAAUAAUGCUGCUAGAGCAAGUGGAGCUUCAUCGUUCAGUACCAAAACUUCACCAGCAAGCGUUUGCAUCAUGCAAGGCAUCCGCACUCAAACAAAAGUGCAAGAACGCAAAUUGCUGCCAAAAGGAGGUCUUUCCAUUUCCAAGAAAAAUAUUGCUGCUGUACCAAGCAGGUCUUCAUGCCUUAAUACCAGCAGUUCACCAGCAAGCAUUCGUAUUAUGCCUGGCAUAAGCACUCAAACAAAGGUGACAGAACGCAAAUUGCUGCCAAAAGGGGGUUCCUUCGUCACCCAGCAAAAUAUUGCUGCUGCACCUAGUACAUCUCCAUCUUUGAAUGCCAGUACUUCAGCAUCAAGCAUCUACAUUGUGCCUGGCAUUGGCGCUCAAGCAAAGGUGCCAGAAUACAUACUGGUGCCUGUCAUGGAUCCUUCUCCGACAGUGAAAAAUGUUGCAAUGCCAGGGAGCCAUCUUCCCUUUGGUACAAGCAUUUCACCAGCAAACAUUUGCUUCAUUCCUAGUACAGGCAAUCAAGCAGAGGUGACAGAGCAUGAACAAACGCCAACCAAAGGCCCUUUUAUCACUAACAUGUAUUUCACUGGUAGACCGGGUAGCUGUGUGUCCUUCAAUACCAGCACUGCAGCAGAAAACAUUUGCUCCAUGCCCAGCAUUGGCACGCAAGUGGAGGUGGCAGAAUGCAAACAGGUGCCAAUAAUGUGUCCUUCCACCAUCACGAGGCAUGCCACAGCUCUGGCACACCACGCCUGCAUUUCAACAGGUCAUGGCAGUGGCACGCACAGAGAUGAUGAAACACCAGAGUGCCCAGGCAGUGGCAUUUCUAGCGCAAAAGGCAACUGAAAUAGUAUGAGCCCAUGCAUUCACAUCCUCUGCGACAUUACAUUUGAACUUCAAGUUUAUCAAGGCCCUACAAUCUUGCGUGACAUCAGGGCCAGCAGCGACACCAGAGGGACCAAGGAAACCAGGAGGCGUGUCUGGUCAUUUUGGCAGUGGCGGCAGCGACAGACGGACGGCAAAUUUAAAGCUCUGCUUCUGUGUUUUACAGGUGUCUUGAUCAGCUAGCAGAGCAGUGCUUGCAGCACACACUAGGAUGAUAGCCCACCUGCCCCGCAGACACAGCGAAAUGCCAGGCUAGUUCGUGCAAAAGCCAGGCAGCCUUCCUCAGUGGCACCGAGGGACAGUCCAGCACGUCUUCCUUGUGGAAUGACUUGUGACUGAACAGUGAUGAAAGCCCACCUGCCUUGAAGACACUGUGAAAUGCCAGGCUAGUGCACACAAAGGCCAGGCAGCCUUCCUCAGUGGCACCGAGGGACAGUCCAGCACAUGUAACUUCUCGUGGCAUGAGUUGUGACUUAACAGUGUUUGCAGCACAUACAGUGAUGACUGUCCACCUGCCCUGAAGGUGCGGUGAAAUGCUGGGCGAUGACUGUCCACCUGCCCUGAAGAUGCGGUGAAAUGCUGGGCUAUUGCAUACAAAGUCCAGGCAGCCUUCCUCAGUGGCAUCAGGGGACAGGCCAGCACAUCUGACUUCUUGUGGCAAGAAUUGUUGUCACUUAAUGCAUAGUUUGUCAGUACAUCAGUACUGGAAAAAGGUUUCUGUUCUUCCCCUCUCCUCCAGAACUGAUACUGUAUUCUUUCUGCACUUUCUUUUUAUGAUCCUGCAAGUGUCACUCUGUUGUCUUCAGUAUCAUGCUAUCCUUAGAGGGAACUGCUCUGCAGUGCCCUGAUGGUAAAAUUUCCCAGUAGAAUUCAACAUGUCCUUCUCAGAGAAGUUGCAGCCCCUGCAUAACUCGCACUGUUUGCGACGUCAGCGACCAGAAACUCAAUUUAAUUUCUGUCAGGAAGAGGUCCUGAUCAUGACCGGCUGUUGCCUAAAAUAUCUGAACACUGAGCUGCUUCUGCUGACUGACUCGCCAAAAAUGCCAAUCUGCUACAUAUAAGGGCAUAUGGACUAUCUUAUUUAAUAACUUCUCACCAUUGCUUACAGUGAAAACUGCUAGUGGAACAACUUACCAGAAGUGCCCCUCUCUAGUCAUGUGCUAGUUUUUCAAAGAGAUUGUAUUAUACCAGCAUUUUCAUCACAUAGAACUAAACCAUAAAACAAAGCACAUAUUCAUUGCAACUGACAAGAUCAGUUCUGUCCACUAAUGUAUAUAAAUGUGCUGUAUAUAUUGCAGGCAGAUAUAUUACAAAUAUAAAUCUGCUUCUGCUGAUUCACUCACUAAAAUUCCAAACCAAAACAGCCAGGAGCAUGUGGACUGUCUUCUUUAAUAACUUAAUAAUCAUAUUACCAUAAUUUUCAUCGCAUAGAGAUUAAAGGAACAAAACAAAGUAUAUUCACUGCACAUGACAAGAUCAGUCCUGUCCAAUACGUGUGUGUGCUAUACAUAUUGCAGGUUGACAUAUCGCAACACAAAGCUUCUUUCUCUGACUCGCUAAAUUUUCAAUCCAAAACAGCCAAGGGCAUGUCGACUGCCUCUUUCAGUAACUUUGUAACACCGCCUAUACUGAAAAACCUGCUUGUUGAACAACCUAGUACAACUAAAGUGAAGCAAGACGGAAAGACAGGUUACUAGUUGGUACAUAUGCAUAAUUGUUUUUCAAGCGUGAACUUGGACAAGGACAAGUGAGGAUAUGACAACAGCGCUUACUAUCAACUGAAAGCUUUAUUGAGCGAGAAUCAAGAUAUACAGGGUGUUUCUUAGACAGCACAGAUUGUAAUCAAAAUUUUGUGACAGUCAGACUGCUUUUGUUUUCACACAUGAACUCUUUGUCGAGGCGGAAAUACCUUUCCGCAGCAUUGACACAACUAAUUAACAAAAACUCGUUAACUUUUUAAUUGUUGACUUGAGGGCGGUUGUUUAUAUUAGAAAGUUGCAGUGCGGUCCAAUUUAUAGCAUACCCAAUUUUUGAA